This is a messenger RNA of Stylophora pistillata, 5365 nucleotides long. Its product is annotated as caskin-2. The record is from RefSeq and is a predicted model, not a curated record. Gene Ontology annotation, molecular function: protein binding. Lineage: Eukaryota; Metazoa; Cnidaria; Anthozoa; Scleractinia; Pocilloporidae.
UUAGAUGGAUUUCGUUCUCGAAUGACUAUUUGUUUAACAUAGACCGCGAAAUGAUCAUUGAACUAUACGUGAUUCAGUGGAUUUAAAUUCCAACACUGUGUUGAUGAAACAACUUUCUGAAACAUGUGCUAAAAAGGAAGGAUUGUUUUCGCUUUGUUGGGGGAAUGUGACGAAAUGUGGAACCCUUUUGUGGAAAAUAAUGGAGUGAUUUGAUCAACACCGUGUUACAGCUGCUCAUUCCAAAGUCAAGUCGUCUCUAGCACGAUUAACAUCGAAGUUGAACCAUGGCAAAAGAUCAGGAAUUACUUCAGGCGGCAAAAGCCAACGAUCUUAAUGCAUUCAGGAAGAUAGUGGCGAAAAUAAAAGCGGCCAAAUCAAAAAAAGGUGGCAAGAAAUACAGUGUAAAUAUUCAGGAUGAAGAAGGCUUCACACCCACCCAUCAUGCAAGUCUUAGAGGCAGCAGUGAAAUUGUCAUUGCACUCAUUGAGUUGGAGUGUGAUGUCAAUGCUAAAGAUAAGAAAGGAAUGACUCCAUUGCACUUAGCAGCCUGGUCAGGAAAAGUUGAAGUAACAAGGUUGUUGUUAGAGGCUGGAGCAGAAGUUAACUCUUGUUCACAAAAUGGAGACACACCUCUUAUUUUAGCUUGUCAGCAUGGAAAUUCUGAUGUGGCUGAUGUGCUUCUAGACAGGAAGUGUAGUACAUUGGCGGUUAACAAUAACGGAGAGGCUGCUUUGGACCUUGCCUGCAGAUUUGGACAUGUACACGUUGUUGAAUUGUUACUUAACUGCAGAGAGGUAAGGAGUGCAUUGGCCACUGGUGCAGUGCAGAGAACAGAUCCACCAUUACAUGCAGCAUCAAAGACAGGUCAUGUAGAAAUAAUUAGAAUGUUAUUAGAAGCUGAUGCAAAUAUCAAUCAAGUUACAAGUAAUGGUUCAUGCCUACAUGAAGCAGCUCUCUAUGGUAAAACAGAUGUGGUCAAACUGCUGCUUGAUUGGGGUAUCAAAGCAGAUAUACGAAAUGGCGAGGGUCACACGGCACUUGAUGUGGUUAAUCUUUUCACGAGUUCAAAAGCGUCAGCAGUAAUUAAACAACUAUUGAAAGAUGCAGCCUCUGCAGAUGGCACUGUGUACGCUAAAGCGGUCAGGGAUCAUUUUAACAUGAUGGAUUCUACAGCUCUUCCAUUCAAGACUGGCGAAACAGUCAUCGUGCUGGAACAAAACCAGAAUGACCGAUGGAAAGGGAAAAUAAAGAAUGGAGACAGGGAAAAUGUUGGAUACUUCCCGGCUAACUUUGUAAGAAUUACCGCCUUAAGAAGAGGGUCUGGUGCCAAGAAGUCACCAAAUCCUAAAGAAGCUGGUGUAAUACCGAUGGGAUCGUACGAGACGAUCGCGCUACCGUCAGUGCCAUCCUCUCCUGGUUUUCAAAGGAACUCUCCUCGACUUAGAAGUUUUGGUAAAAAAGAUCAUCGCUUUCGAGGUGAUCAAGACAUGGAACCCAACAAGGUGCUCGUCGAACCAAAUUUACCUGGUAAAGGAGUCAAAGCUAACAAAGGAUCUGUUAAAAUGGCAGCCGGUCUAGGCCUGCAGUAUGUGGAGGUUGCGGUUGAUAAACCUCCUCUGUCUCCUCCUCAGGCCUCUACAGCGGGUAACAAAUUGAGCAACAAAACGAAUUACGCAGAGGUUCGUCUACCAACAUCGAAUGGAUCCGUGGAAGAGGUGGAUGAAAGCGAUGAGCCUCCACAGCUACCAGAUAAAGGAAAUAAAGAAACAACUGCCUCAAACGAGAUGGAAGAUAUCUGGGUUCGAAAUACGUCCACUCCCCCGCCUUCUUUGCCACCUAAAGCAAGGGCACUAUCAAAAAGUGAUCCUUCCACUACUGCAUGCGAUUCGAUCGAGCUUGGAGCUAAAUCAGCAAGUCCUCCUGCAUCUCUACCACAUUUCGCGGAACAGUCACGUCCAGAGGGUCCGCCUCAUGCGAACGUUACGGGUCUUAAUGCCACUGAGCGACCCGCGCGGCGGGUCGCAACUCCCGAAUUGUCGCGGAAAGGAUAUGAGGACAUGAGUUUAACUCCAGUAUCUGGGGGUCGAGCGACGCCUCCUUGUGAAGACAUAUGGAAACUUCAAGCCCAUAAUAUUAAAGAACAUCCUCCGAAGCAAGGGCUUGCUUACGAGAACGUGCAACUAACACACCGAGCAAAGCUGGCCAGUGAUAUGCAAAGCAUGUUGAUCUGUGAUGUCGACCAACCGGGGAAGAGUGUGGGAGCAGACGGUUAUGUAUUUGUUAAUGGACCUUCUUCAACAACGACAACAGAUUCCAAAGGCUACGAAAAUGUUACGCCAAGUGCACCAAAACCAGUUGAACCCGGGUACGUGAACAUUCCAAAUGAAGUCACUUACCUAGCUAUGACGGGUGGUGUGUCUGCUGACUCGACAACAACGAGAACAAGUAAACAGGCACCAGACGAGGACAAUGAAGACACAGACAAUGACGAAAGUAAAGAUGGAAUGGAUUACGAGCUGAUGAACAGCUGUCCUCAUUCGAUUAGCCAUCAGUACGUCAAUAUCAGCCGACAGGGAGACGUGGGCAGUCCCGCGGAAGCCACGGGUCAUCUCCAACUCAAGAUGCGAGACUAUAACGCGUUAUUUGACUGGUUGGAGAAGUUCAAGUUAGCGAUCUACAUCGAUAAUUUUGUAAAAGGAGGAUUCGACAUGACGAGUGUUCCUGGCAUCACAGCGGAGGAUUUGACGGCUAUAAAUGUGAAUAAAACAGGACACAGGAAGAAAGUUCUGUCUGAGUCAGCGAAACUUGAGGAGACAACGGUGUUCCCGAAGAAAAAACCGGAAGAUAUUAUGACGUGGCUGCGUCUGAUUGGUCUAGAGCAGUACAUACCUGAGUUCAUGGACGGCGGUUUCGACGACAUGGAUUUUCUUCAGGACAUGACAUUAGAGGACCUAGUGGCCAUUGGCGUAAAGAAACCAGGCCAUCAGAGAAAGAUAUGGAUGGCGGUUAACGCUCUCAAACAAGGAGAUGAGAAUGAAAACAUGCUGGAAAGCGUAGAGGAGGAAUUAACACCGCUGGAGAGGAAAGAUUAUUUAGAGACCUGCCUAGAUGGAGAAGACUCGGGCGUGUCUACAGAUGAAGUGGAGGCAUCCGAAAUUAGUACGGAGGAAAACCGAAGGAAUUCUUUUCCUACCCCUGCUACACCGAUAGAGAACACCACUGAGGAACCAAUUGUGGAGGAUUCUUCGUCUGCAGAGUCUGAAAUUCCUGAAACAUCAGCGGUUCAGCCUGUUGUAAAGGAGGAAAAAACAAUUGUUGAUGCUGAGCAAGAUCAACAAAGAAUUCCUGUUCCGGAAGAACCUUGUCUUGACGUUCAGGAAACGACAGUCGAUGAUUUGAAUUUCACCGCCGAUUUGUCACUAUCGAAAGAAAAGGACGGCAAUGAAAACGAACUGGACUCUUUGAGUUUACACGUACAAAAUGUUAUUUCAUUUCCUGACAGUGACGAUGACGAGCCACCUCCCCGCCCUCCCCCUCCAAUGGAGGACAUUGACUUGUCUCUACCUACCGCUGACCUGUGUCAACUUGAAUUUGAGUUAAAUGGCCCUGGUAGGUCCGUCAAGGACUUGGUGUCCAAAGGGAACGGUAGAGGGCGAACCUUGUCGUUGGACCCCACUUUUCAGAGACCCAAAAAACCUGCCCCACCUCCUGUCAAACCUAAGAGCGCAAAGAAGCCGCCGCCGCCGAAAGUGCCGCCCAAACCUCGAAAGACUGCAUCGUUCACGGCAGGGUAUGCGGACAGGAGCUCGGAAGAGAGAAGCGUUGGAGACAGAUCACCAACAAAACCCACAUCCCCUGAGUACCGACGCAGCAGCACUGGUUCAAGUCCCUUCAACUUGCCGUCGCCUCCCUGUAAUCGAGAAUCCGGAAGCGGAAAUGGAAGUGUACGAUCGCGAAGCAGUAGCAAUAGCAGCCAUAGCUCGGUAGACUCUCUGAUUGAAGAGACUGAAGAAAGGAAAAACACUUUCGAAAAACCAGGCAGGAAAAUCAGCGCUCCUGAGAGAUUCAACACAUCACGUGAGUACACAGAUGGAGCUCGAAAGAGUCCAGCGGAUGCAGCGAGAGCAGAUAGUAACUUAGAUGAGCAGAUCAAAGAAAUCCUAAGAAAUCGUUCUGGGGAAGAUCUCUCUACACCACCCCCCUCAGAAUCAGUUGAAUCAUCUUCAACUGUGCCACGCGUUGACACAAAAACGGAGUCUUUGAACAUAGAAACGAAGGAGUACGAAUUGGCAGAAGAUCUUAUGAAGGACAUCAACAGUAUGCUGAGUGACUUCUCUUCUGAGCUAGAUUCCAUGUUCGAUUGAGCAUCAACUUGUAUUUUAUCGACAACAUGAUAUAAAGGGUUGUAAAGAUCACUUAGAUAUAAUGACUGAGAAGCUGUUUAACAGAUCUGAUGGUGACGACGCUAAAAAAUUGGUAGAAUGUGCCACAAUGGAAAUUACUGUGCAAUGAGGAUAUAACACUCCUGGUGUUGAGUUAAUUCAGCUAAUUACAUUAUUUUUAGCAUUUUGGCAGCUUCUUCAAUGCGAAAUUGAAAUUGAUAGUACUAUCGUUUAGUUUUGUCUGUUUUCCUUUAUUUCGGAGAAAGGGAUUUCUAUAUUGAUUAAUACUGUUCUCGAGAGCUGCAACUACUUGUUGAUGCAUAUUUAUUUUGAUAGUCUUUAAUUUGGAAUCGCUUUUUUCUAGGUGUGGUAUGGGUCUCGCAUCUCAAUUCCCAUCUUUGGCGAAAAUUUUAAGAUCAUCCAAAUAUUAUAUACCCAGAAAAUAGGGUUACUAAUCAUGAAAUUCACGUGUUGUUGAUAAUUAGCAAUGUUUUUAAGUAUUUCCAAGGGAAUGCCCAAUGAAGUAUUUUUCUCUCGUUGCCAAUGAUUUUUUUCCUAUCUUCCAAAACGAGGUAUUUAUAUUAUAGGAAUGCUAUCUUUUCAAAUUUUGAGUUGUAAUGUUUUGUUCAAAAAAAUCCCACCCAGGUGUAAGUUGAACCCGUAGAAUCUUUAAGCAAAAGGUGAAGCCUUUGACCGGUCUUUGAAAAGAAUUUUUCUUCCAAAAUUUCAAUUAAAAGGAUAUAUAUGUUCUAGAAAUAGCAUUGCUUUAAUGCUGAGCUGUAGCUUUAGUUGCGAGGUGAUUUUAUUUCCAUCUCCUCUUAGGAAACUUGUCGAAGCAGGCGAAUUUCUUUGUUAUCGUUAGUAAUAGCAUUGAUGGCAUUCAAGUGUCUGUAUACUAGCACCGAUAGUCGAUUUUAUUAUGGAUUCUAUAAUAGACGAGAAUUUAGUACACAUUAUAUUGGAAAUAAAUUGGAUUAGAAAUA